CAAAGGCCAAACCCAUCGUUCUACAGAAGGGAGAGAGAGAGAACUGGGAAUCACCAUAGUCAACCACCGCCACCGCCACCGCCACCCGCCACCGAACCCUCCUUAUCCACCUCUGGCGACACCACUCCUGGCAAGAGAGAGGACCAGACUAAUUCGAAAUCGUCGGGUUUUCAGGACUCACGACCACCAGUGCGUACCAAGCUCUCUCUCUCUCUCUCAUAAUGCUCGCUCUCUAUCUCUCUCAUGCCGGAAUGGAGAUUUUUUGAAAAAAAUUACAGGAACAAAACUUUUCCCUCUCUCUCUCUCUCUCUCUCUCUCUCUCUCUCUUACUCUCGCUCUUUACAGGGUUUUGCCACUCGCACCGCACCCAAUGAAGCUCGCCGGGCUAAAAUCGGUCGAAAACGCCCACGACGACUCAGUAUGGGCAGCGACGUGGGUCCCAGCCACCGACGAGCGGCCGCCGCUCCUACUGACGGGGUCGCUGGACGAGACGGUGAGGCUGUGGAGCUCCGACGAGCUCACCUGCGUCGCCACCAACACCGGGCACUGCCUCGGGGUCGUCUCCGUCGCCGCCCAUCCAUCCGGCGUCAUCGCCGCCUCCGCCUCCCUCGACAGCUUCGUGCGCGUCUUCGACGUCGACCACAACAACACCAUCGCCACGCUCGAGGCCCCGCCCUCUGAAGUCUGGCAAAUGCAGUUCGACCCCAAGGGAACCACUCUAGCGGUAGCUGGUGGUGGCAGUGCAUCCGUCAAACUGUGGGACACAGCCGAAUGGAAGCUGAUUGCCUCCUUAUCCAUCCCUCGCCCGGAAGGGUUAAAGCCCUCUGACAAAAGCGGGAACAAGAAGUUUGUCCUCUCAGUCGCGUGGAGUCCAGAUGGAAAACAACUUGCUUGUGGCUCAAUGGAUGGCACCAUCUCUAUCUUCGACGUUCCUCGCGCCAAAUUCCUCCACCAUUUAGAAGGCCACUUCAUGCCUGUCCGUUCUCUUGUGUACUCGCCUGUCGAUGCGCGAGUCCUCUUUUCGGGCUCCGACGAUGCCCACGUUCACAUGUACGAUGCAGAGGGAAAGAGCUUGAUUAAUGCUAUGUCGGGUCACGCUAGCUGGGUCUUGAGCGUUGAUGUGAGUCCAGAUGGGGCAGCGAUUGCAACAGGCUCAAGCGACAAGACAGUGAAGCUGUGGGAUCUUAAAAUGAGAACAGCUUCGCAGUCGCUGACCAACCAUACGGAUCAGGUCUGGGCGGUGGCGUUUCGGCCGCCCAGCGGGACUGGCGUGCGGGCCGGGCGACUCGCUAGCGUGUCGGAUGAUAAGAGCAUAUCGUUGUCUGAUUACUCUUGAUUGAUGUAAUCUGUCUUGUUUAGGAUGAUGUUGAAGAUUCUGCUUUCAUUUCGGAAUUGGUUCUCGUUUUUUUCUCAGCAUUUACUGAUAAUGUAUCAAGGAAAAUUGUUCGGUUCCGAAUUGAUUUUAUCUCGUGCUUAUCUUUCUGUAGUAGUGUUUUGUGUCAUGUAUCAUGAGAUUCUGUUAAUGUAAUCUGGAAAAAAAAUAUGAACAGUUGAGUUA
Messenger RNA from Rhododendron vialii, 1558 nucleotides. RefSeq names its product WD repeat-containing protein VIP3-like. Gene Ontology annotation, cellular component: Cdc73/Paf1 complex. The transcript is spliced from 2 exons. Gene Ontology annotation, molecular function: protein binding. Bases 371 to 1336 code for a protein of 321 amino acids. NCBI's taxonomy places the organism in Eukaryota, Viridiplantae, Streptophyta, Magnoliopsida, Ericales, Ericaceae. The record is from RefSeq and is a predicted model, not a curated record.